GGGGGCGAGCACUGCCAUUCUGUAUUAGUUAUAUUAUGUAAUUACUUCCAUUACCCAUCUUCAUCAAGACAUGGAACUAGCAAAGUAUUUUAUAUAAGUUAAUUUGGAUGUUUGGCCAAUGUGUAGAGGGGAGUUAUUUAAAAACGCUAGGUUAGUUCUCGUCUCUUUGCGAUAGCCGACUACCAGUGAGAUUUAAGAUUACUGCUAAUAUUUCUCCUCUUCACGUUAGCGAUUCAUUGAAGAGAAUAAUGAACAAGUUCAUAAAUCAUGGGAAUUAGAAUCGAUAGGCAUCAAUCCAACUGCUCCAUCUGUAGAAGAUGAUCGUGUUUACAAAAGAUUACAGCAUGAUUUCAUUUCUGAACAUAUGUUUGAUCUUAUUGUACUUGAAAUCAAGUUCUGUCGAAGCAAAUGAUGUAGACGUCACACUGCCGGGUGGAGCUGUUUUGCGAGGAACAACAGAGUAUACCAUCAGGAAAGGGAGAAAAUAUUAUGCAUUUAGAGCCAUUCCUUAUGCACAGCCUCCACUGGAGAGACACCGUUUUAUGCCCACCUUGCCAGGAUUCGAAUGGGAAGGAGUGUUUGAUGCAACACAACCAGGAAGACCAUGUGCUCAAGCUGCUUUGGGGAUUAUGGAAGGCACUGAAGACUGUCUUCAUUUGUAUGUUUACACUCCAAAGUUACACACUGAAGAGAAGAAUUCAUCAUCACUUCCUGUCAUUGUUUGGAUUCACGGAGGAUCAUUUGUGGUGGGAUCAGCUGCUGUAAUCCAAGAAUCCUUUUUAAUGGAAAGAAACGUAGUGCUUGUUAUUCCCCAGUAUCGUCUUGGUUAUCUAGGCUUCUUAAAGACACAAAGAGGAUUUGCUGGUGGUAAUAUGGGAUUACUUGACCAGCAAGCAGCACUCACUUGGGUCCAGAAAAAUGUGGCUGCAUUUGGAGGCGAUCCUAAUCGAGUCAUUCUCGCUGGAGAGGACGCUGGUGGCGCUGCUGCUCUGUACCAUAUGUUGUCUCCCUUGUCAGAAGGACUGUUCAACGGGGUGAUAUCAUUUUCUGGAUCGCCACUUGCCCCAUGGGCGUACAUGAGGCAGGAGCAUCGUUUCAACUUAAUGGUUGCCAACUUUGUGAAGUGCCCAUCAUACGAUCCAGAACUCAUGGUGAAAUGCUUCCAGGAAACUGACGUCUUUGAAUUGCUGAAUGGAACUCAGAUGUUAAUGGAGAGCCGUGAUCCCGUUGUGGGCAAUAACAAAAUUGGCCCAGUUGCUCAAGAUUCAGCUUAUGCCAAUGAGACAACACUGUUCCUGCCAGAUCAUCCACUAAAGUUGCUCUCAGCAGGAAAAAUACAUCAAGUGCCUGUUGUCAUGGGUGUUACCAGAGAUGUGGGAGGUUAUCUUGUAGACAUGCUAUUGUAUGAUUUUAUCCGAUUCCAUCUGGAGGAAAAUCCGAGGUACUUGGAAGGACUUCUUAUUAUGCUUAUUAAGGAAUGUGAUAUUCGUAAUGCAAGUUUGCACGAAAAAGAAUUCAGAGACUUCUACUUCCCGAACAAUGAGUUUCAUGAUCUUGAAUCACUUCUGCCAGGUCUUAUGAAGAUGCUAGGUGAUAUUCAUUACAAAGCAAGUAUCCUGAGUACAGCAGGACUUCUGUCAGAACAUGUUCCAACUUGGGUUUACAGAUUUGAGUAUGAAGGAGGACCCAAUUUGUUUAAUAUAAGAUUCUCAGAUUCAUCGUCUGCUCCACCUAUGCCUCCUACAGUUGGACAUGGCGAUGAAGUAAUACAUAUUCUUCCAGAAGUGAACAUUGACUACACUCCAAAUCAACGAGAUAUGAGUGAAGAUUUGUUGAAUAUGGUUGAAAAUUUUGCAUACGGCAGGUUACCAGUUCGAAACUGGCCUCUCUUUAACCUUGAGACGUAUGACACACUUGUUUGGAAGGCAGAUGGUACUACGACUUUAAAGCCCUUUGCUACACCAGAGACAAUCGAGAUGUUGAGGAAUAUUCACUUAUAUCAUCAUGAGAAAAUUUUAAAUUCCUUGAGAGAGGAAUCAUUACAAGCUACUGCUGACAUUGUACAUGAAGAGUUAUAAUGACAUCGUUAUAGUAUGUUUCACACGAAAUAAAUAAUGAAAGCUUUUUUUAUCAUAUUCAUUGGGGCAGAACCAAGUAUACAUAACAUGCAAUCAUAAGUAACGAAUAUCUGAACAACAUUACCAAACGAUUCUCAAACUCUCAAAAAAAAAAGACAGCCUCAAACUCUCAGUAAGAAAAGACUGUCACAACCACUUGCUCAUCUACUGAUUUGUUGCUUUCAUAUCACUGUUAGUCCAAUUGGUAAUAAAAAAAUAAAAAAUAAAAUCUGAGUACGUAUUAGGUUAUUAUUCUGUAAUCUGGAAAUGACUUUCUUUGCAUUUCUUCAGUAGGCAGAUGUAGUUUAUUGUCAUCUCUUUGAUACCUCAUUUUUUUAUUUUCGUUUUAUUGCAUCAGCCUUAUUGUAUACAUUCAUAUUGAACUGUAUUUUCAAAAGCUUUAAUGUAAUGUGAGACCAUAGAA
Macrobrachium nipponense is the source of this 2541-nucleotide messenger RNA. RefSeq names its product cocaine esterase-like. The coding region runs from base 318 to 2078 and encodes 586 amino acids. The transcript has 13 exons. The record is from RefSeq and is a predicted model, not a curated record. NCBI's taxonomy places the organism in Eukaryota, Metazoa, Arthropoda, Malacostraca, Decapoda, Palaemonidae.